Molecule: messenger RNA, 1468 nt
Organism: Neltuma alba
Lineage: Eukaryota; Viridiplantae; Streptophyta; Magnoliopsida; Fabales; Fabaceae
Product: transaldolase-like
Exons: 13
Coding region: 55-1242 (395 amino acids)
Biological process (GO): carbohydrate metabolic process; pentose-phosphate shunt
Cellular component (GO): intracellular anatomical structure; cytoplasm
Molecular function (GO): transaldolase activity
Source: RefSeq, a predicted model, not a curated record
GCCUUGUGUUACUCAGACCAGCCUUGUGUUCUGCCACUGAAGUUAAACCCAAAAAUGGCGAUCACCUUGCAGACUCCACCCUGUGCUUCUCUGGCAGCUUCAUCAUGCAAUCAGCGACGAUCUAGAUUUUCAGCUGCUGCCACUCCUCCUCUACUCUUCAAAUCUCACAGACUCUUCACUCAAACCCGUGCCUCCGCUGGAUCCUCUUCCUCUGUCGACGCCGGUCUGAUCACUGAAUUGGAUGCUGUGUCAGGCUUCAGUGAGAUAGUUCCUGACACUGUCAUUUUUGAUGACUUCGAAAGGUUCCCCCCUACGGCUGCUACAGUCAGUUCAUCGCUUCUACUUGGUAUAUGUGGCUUACCAGACACAAUAUUUAGGAAUGCUGUGGAUAUGGCUUUGGCAGAUUCUGAGUGUUCCGGGCUUGCUAGUUCUGACGCAAGAUGGCCUUGUUUCUUUAACAAGGCUUUAGUGAAUGUUGGGGGUGAUCUGGCAAAACUAGUCCCUGGUCGCGUUUCCACUGAAGUGGAUGCACGUCUUGCUUAUGACACCCAUGGCAUCAUCAGGAAGGUGCACGACCUUUUGAAGUUGUACAAUGAUAUUAAUGUUCCUCCUCAACGCCUGUUGUUUAAAAUUCCUUCAACCUGGCAAGGAAUAGAGGCUGCAAAGUUGCUUGAAUCUGAGGGCAUACAAACACAUUUGACUUUUGUUUACAGUUUUGCCCAAGCUGCUGCUGCAGCCCAAGCUGGUGCUUCUGUUAUCCAAAUUUUUGUUGGUCGCCUUAGGGAUUGGGCACGGAAUCAUUCAGGAGACCGAGAGAUAGAAUCUGCCCUAGCAAGAGGAGAAGAUCCUGGUUUGGCAUUGGUGACAAAGGCUUACAAUUAUAUUCAUAAAUAUGGACACAAGUCAAAGUUGAUGGCAGCAGCUGUGCGCAACAAGCAGGACUUAUUGAGUCUUCUGGGGGUUGACUAUAUCGUAGCACCAUUGAAGGUUUUGCAGUCUCUCAAAGAGUCUGUCACUUCUCCUGAUGAGAAGUACUCUUUUGUUAGAAGACUGUCCCCUCAGUCUGCUGCUAAUUACACAUUUAGUGAUGAAGAGCUUGUUAAGUGGGACCAAAUGAACCUUGCUUCAGCAAUGGGGCCAGCAGCUGUGCAACUUCUUGCCGCUGGACUAGAUAGCAAUGCUGAUCAAGCGAAGCGAGUGGAGGAGCUAUUUGGCAAGAUCUGGCCACCCCCAAAUGUAUGAAUUGGAUCCUGUUUCCUCACUUCUUUUUCGUAUUCACUGAAUAAACUAAACAUAAAGGGCACUGCAUGACUUCUUUUUUUCGUUUCUUCACUUUAAUAUCGAAACACUUUCCUCUGAUGUAAAUUAAAUCCAGUUCCUGGAAAAUAUUUGUCAUCAAAAUUUCCUCUUCGUUUUUGUACUUGAAUUCCUUUUGUUUCGUUUUUAUUAAAUUGCGAUUUGGAGGCUU